AUGUACUACGCGGUAGUGGUACUGGCGAUCGUACUGUGCGCAUCAUCGCUGGCGAACGCGGCGGUGACCCUGCAGCAGCAGGACGUGCUACGGGCCUUCAUCGAAUCGAGGGGCAGGGCCCAGAAGCGCGCGAGCGGGCCGGCGGAGCCGGACACGUGGGCCGACCCGGCCAGCAGCUUCCGCCACCUGCCCACCAAGUGCGAGACCCCGCCGGCGGGCACCAGAGAGGCCGACAGGAUCGCGGCGCUGCCCGGCCAGCCCCCGCGCGUCAACUUUGACCAGUACUCCGGCUACGUCACGGUCAGCGAGGAGUACGGCCGCGCGCUCUUCUACUACUUCGUGGAGGCCCCCUACGAGGCCGCCUCCAAGCCGCUCGUGCUCUGGCUCAACGGCGGGCCCGGGUGCUCGUCGCUGGGCGCCGGCGCCAUGGCGGAGCUCGGCCCGUUCCGUGUGAACCCCGACGGCAAGACCCUGAGCAGAAACAGGCAUGCCUGGAACAACGUGGCAAAUGUGAUCUUUCUGGAGUCGCCGGCGGGCGUCGGGUUCUCCUACUCGAACGCUUCGGUGGAGAGCGGCGACUCGGGGACCGCGGUGGACGCCUACCUCUUCCUGCUCUACUGGCUGGAGAGGUUCCCCGAGUACAAGGGCCGCGACUUCUACAUCGCCGGCGAGAGCUACAGCGGGCACUACGUCCCCCAGCUCGCCACCGUCAUCGUCGCCCUCGCCGAAUUCGGUCUCACAGACGUGAACCUCAAGGGCAUCUUCGUUGGCAACCCAUACCUCGAUGACUACAUGAACACAAAGGGAUCGUUAGAGUUCCUGUGGAACCACGGGGUGAUCUCCGACGAGGUGUGGGGCAAUAUCAGCGAGCACUGCAGCUUCGGGCGGGUCGAGGGCACAGCGUGCGGCCAAGCCAAGAAGUCGUUCAAAACCGGCGACAUCGACCGAUACAACAUCUACGCCCCGGUCUGCAUCGAGUCGCCGGACGGGAGCCUCCACUCCAGCAGCUACUUACCAGGCUACGAUCCGUGCAUCGGGGCCUACAUCGACGCCUACUUCAACAGUCCUAAGGUGCAGAAGGCUAUGCAUGUUCGAACCGACACCAAGUGGUCAGAGUGCGCUGGUGAUAUGGACGAUGUGUGCCCGAUUACCGCCACGAGGUACUCUGUCAAGGAUCUCAAUCUGGCAAUAACAAAACCGUGGCGUCCAUGGUACACCCCUGACAGCGAGGUCGGAGGCUACGCUCAGCAAUACGAGGGAGGGUUCACGUUCGCGUCGGUACGAGGAGCUGGCCAUAUGGUCCCUAGCUUCCAGCCCAAGAGAUCACUUGUUCUUUUCUACUCCUUCAUGAAAGGUGUUCUGCCACCGGCGGUCUCAGUGUGGCGCCCAUGA
Messenger RNA from Triticum aestivum (bread wheat), 1392 nucleotides. RefSeq names its product serine carboxypeptidase 1-like. Bases 1 to 1392 code for a protein of 463 amino acids. The record is from RefSeq and is a predicted model, not a curated record. Gene Ontology annotation, biological process: proteolysis. Lineage: Eukaryota; Viridiplantae; Streptophyta; Magnoliopsida; Poales; Poaceae. The transcript has 6 exons. Gene Ontology annotation, cellular component: vacuole. Gene Ontology annotation, molecular function: serine-type carboxypeptidase activity.